AUGGGAGACUUUAACUCUAUGCUGCUUUCUGGUGAUAAAGUUAAUGGUAAUGCUGUUAAUCAUGCUGAAACCCAAGGUUUUGAAGGUUGCUUAGAUUUUACUGAGCUGACUGAGGUGAAAAGUUGUGGACAUUUCUUCUCCUGGAGUAAUAAGGGGCAGGGUCAGUCAAGGAUAUGUUCUAGAAUUGAUAGAGUUUUUGGUAACACUGACUGGCAUAGUAGGUUUCUUGAUGUUGUGGUGGAUUACAUGAAUCCAGGGAUAUCAGAUCAUUCUCCACUAGUUCUGAGUUGUAGUAUUAAUAUGAAAAAUGGUGGUAGGCCUUUUAAAUUCUUCAAUUACAUGGCAGGUCAGGAUGACUUCCUAGAGGUUGUUCAAAAGGGAUGGAACACUAAUGCUAGUGGCACCCCUAUGUUUACUUUAUGGCAGAAAAUGAAAGCAGUAAAAGGUGGUUUGAAGGCUCUUCAUCACAGAUAUUUUGCUAGACUAAAAGAGAAGAUUGAUCUUAUUAGACAGGAACUGGAUGUGGUGCAGUCUCAAUUGGCUAACUCUUAUACUGAUAGCCACCUCCAAGAUCGGGAGAAAGAGUGUAGUUUGAAACUGAAGAAGUUUCUUAAAGUGCAAGAAAGAGAGAAACUGGAAACUAUUGAUGCUAUCAAAGAGGAGAUUAAAGGGUUCUAUGUGAGCCUUAUUGUUAGAAAAGGUAAUCGGCUCUCACCUGAUGUUGUAGAAAGUUUGAUUCAACCUGUUACUAACUUGGAGAUUGAUGCUGCCUUAAAAGGAAUUGACAAUAAUAAGGCUCUUGUGACUUUGGUGCCUAAGGUUCAGAAUGCUACUCAUGUGAAAGAAUUUAGGCUAAUUGCUUGUUGUGCUGUCAUUUACAAGUUGAUCUCCAAAAUCUUGACUAAUAGAAUGCAACCUGUGAUAAGUGACGUUGUCAUUUCAGCUCAAACUGGGUUUAUUCCAGGAAGGGCAAUCUCAGAUAACAUUCUUUUGGUUACAGAAUUGAUCAAAUGCUACUCAAAAUCUUAUGUGUCUCCCAGAUUUUCCCUCUCAUCCUAUUCCAGCAAAGAAAGGAUUAAGGCAAGCUUCUGGGUUGGAAGCCAAUCUAAUGAAAGUGAAGUGUAUCUGGCUAGUGUGACUGAUACAGUAUCUAGUAACCUUCUUUCUAAGUUAGGUAUUCGUAUGGGUUCUUUCCCUUUUAAGUACCUUGGGGUGCCUCUAACCACUAGAAAGCUGAGUUUCACUGAUUGUAAGCCUCUUAUUGAGAAGAUUGUAGCUAGAGUUAAAAGCUGGGUAGCUAAGCUGCUAUCUUAUGCAGGAAGACUUCAGCUUAUCAGAUCAGUGUUGUUUGGCAUCCAGUUGUAUUGGUCUCAAAUCUUUGUGAUGCCCAAAAAGGUAAUGAAGGAGAUUCAAAGGAUUUGCAGGUGCUUCUUGUGGGCUGGUUCUGAAGGUGGUUCUAGAAAAGGUCUUGUAGCUUGGGAACACUUGUGUUUACCUAAGAGCUGUGGGGGGUGGAACCUUAAAGAUCUAACCAUUUGGAAUAAAGCUUCCAUCACCAAACACUGA
Molecule: messenger RNA, 1566 nt
Organism: Spinacia oleracea (spinach)
Lineage: Eukaryota; Viridiplantae; Streptophyta; Magnoliopsida; Caryophyllales; Amaranthaceae
Exons: 6
Coding region: 1-1566 (521 amino acids)
Source: RefSeq, a predicted model, not a curated record